This is a messenger RNA of Lethenteron reissneri (Far Eastern brook lamprey), 1709 nucleotides long. RefSeq names its product cilia- and flagella-associated protein 20. The record is from RefSeq and is a predicted model, not a curated record. Lineage: Eukaryota; Metazoa; Chordata; Hyperoartia; Petromyzontiformes; Petromyzontidae.
CACACGCGGGGGCGGCCGCUUCACCACCCCUCCCCACCGCUCGGCCUCUCCGCGUGCAGAAACCUCCGCAGCGGCAGCAGUAGCAGCAGUAGUAGUAGCAGCAGUAGUAGUAGCAGCAGCAGCAAGACGCGAGUGAGCGCGCCCAAGUUCCCAGGCUCACGGCUGUGUUUAAUCCGACGGGCGGGUUUAACGCCACCGUUGCAUCGCGUGCGGUGGGGCGAGACCUCCGGGGCAAGCUUCGUUUGGCAAAAGGCGAGCGGGCGAUUAAAAUAAUCCGUGCGGCUUUGGGGGUUGUCCGUUGCGGAGGCCGCGCGGAGGGAUCUUGGUUGCUAGGGGUGACGGGGACCUCGGGGCUCCACGCAGAGGAGGCCGAACGCGGCCCGCGGCAGUGGCAGCGAGGAGACAUCGAGCGGCGUCUUUCAAGUCACUUGAAGUCAUAUUUUGUUUAAAACAUUAAAAACAAAACGUUCUUAAAUUAUAACUAUCGCGAAUAAGCAGCUUGCAGUUACAGCAUUCGAGCGACGAUGUUUAAAAACACCUUCCAGAGCGGAUUCCUGUCCAUCCUGUACAGCAUCGGCAGCAAGCCCCUUCAGAUAUGGGACAAGAAGGUGCGGAACGGGCACAUCAAGCGAAUCACAGACAACGACAUCCAGUCCCUGGUGCUGGAGGUGGAGGGAACCAACGUCAGUACCACGUACAUCACAUGCCCUGCUGAUCCGAAAAAAACCCUGGGCAUUAAGCUUCCCUUUCUAGUUAUGAUCAUCAAGAAUCUAAAGAAGUAUUUCACCUUCGAAGUGCAGGUUCUGGACGACAAAAACGUGCGCCGGCGAUUCCGAGCCAGCAACUACCAGAGCACAACGCGCGUGAAGCCCUUCAUCUGCACCAUGCCCAUGCGCCUCGACGAUGGCUGGAACCAGAUUCAGUUCAACCUCUCGGACUUCACACGCAGAGCGUACGGGACCAACUACAUCGAGACUCUGCGCGUGCAGAUUCACGCCAACUGCCGCGUUCGAAGAGUCUACUUCUCGGACCGCCUCUACUCAGAAGACGAGCUCCCGGCAGAGUUUAAACUCUACCUGCCCGUGCAGAACAAAACAAAGGUUUAACGGGUCCCCUCUUCCCCAAGCAGGACAACUCUUAAAGAAGCAGACAGAAUAAGACAACGCCGAACCCACACACCAUAGCAGCAACUGCUUGGCUGGCAAUAUACAUUAACGAUGGCAGUGUUUGAAAUGGAAUGUGAUAUAGCAUAGCUAACGCUACCUUGUUUACAUGUGAAUCUGCGAUCAUUCCCAUCGGUGUUGCCACCCCAUCACACACAUCGGUUACCACGUCACCCUUGCGGCCACUCAGGCCUCACCUUAUCACUACUAAUUAUUCAUUACUAACGUAACCAGGCAGUGUUCAUCCCUUGCAUUUGUAUGGUACGCUCGUAAAUUAAAUAAAGAAUUUUAUACUUGAAUACAGUAAUUCCUUUUCUUAGCUGAAGUAAAAUGUAUUUAUUAGCUCUGUUUAAGAAAGUGACGAUUUUCACACAAUUUGAUUUAGUGUACAUUGAAUGCUGCUGUCAUACACAUCAAAUGGUAACUUCACAGUAUUUUGUAAGCUUAAUGUGACAAGUGCUCUGAUUUAUGUGUUACUCCACCGAUCGACAUAAAUGGCUGACUAGCCGUUUUUGUCUACAGAAAUAAACACUAUUGUCGAUUUAA